This is a messenger RNA of Lymnaea stagnalis (great pond snail), 9176 nucleotides long. The record is from the annotation of a GenBank genome assembly. Lineage: Eukaryota; Metazoa; Mollusca; Gastropoda; Lymnaeidae.
AGUCGUUCGUUGCUACAUCUCGCUCCACGGUUUCAGGUGAGAGGCGUUGUUUUUUUUAAAUUUUAUCAUUUUAUACAGUGGCGUAGUUAGCCUAAUGGCCAUCCAGGAUUUUGCUCCCCCCCCCUUUUUUUACAGUUCCCACCCGGGGGUGGAGCGGUCCCUCCUCGACCCCUUGCCCACGCCAGUGAUCUUAUGAUGACUAGCGUUUAUUUUUUAGCAAAAGAUUUUGCAUUAUAAGAAAAAAUGCGUAAUUUACUAUUUGAUAUUUGAAUUUAAGUCUGCCAGAUAAUUAUAAUGUGUUCAAAUUAUCAAGUUAUCAGGAACUAAGAAAUUGUUGACGUUUGUCGUCAGGAUAUUCCGAAUCUCAAAUGUCUAGAACGGAUCUCGUAAACAUUUCAGAGUCGGCGCUCGACACCGGAGUCGUUAAUUUAAUGUUGGACCCCGUAAACCCACCCAACAUCAACGCCUUUUAUUUAUUUAUGAGUCAUAAAACCUAUGGUGUAAAAAUAAAAUAUCGGACAUACCGUGAUACAGUUUGAACUAUUUAUAAACUUGAUAUAUUUUCUUUGUAUCCGUUUCUUUCCCAGCUAUGAUCACCUACGAAUCUACUUUACACAUUUCAACAAGGUAAGACGUGGCACUGACUGUUAAAUUUAAAAAAAAACAACAUUACGUGCGAAGCGAAAAAAACAAUUGGGAGCAGCGAUGCCUAUUAAGUUAAAUAACACAUGGUGUUCUAUGCACAGUGUUCUCCCCACACCCCCCCCCCCACACACACACACACUUAAAAAAAUUGUUUUAACUAGACAACGAAAAAAAAAAAACGAUACAAAAUAAAUAUAUGGGUAUGCUAAUCUGCGCAAAGAGAUAAUAUAUUUUUCUAGUAAAAAUAAAUAGGCCCCUAUAUCUUAAUCUACACAAAGAUAUAAUAUGUCUUAUUAAGUUCUCCAGUAACACUUAAGUUUUUCUUUCUUAUUCACAAAAAUGAAAACAUUAAAAAAAAACAGCUUUAACAAAUAUAUGACCAUUUUGAAUCCCCUUGAUUACAAAUGACAUAAAGUGUUAUCCACAGUCAUAGUCAUCAGAUACACUACAGGGUGGGCCAAUAAAAGUGAGCACAUCUCGUAUAUAUGAGUUAUUUCAAAAUAUAAUUUAAUUAAUUAUAAUUCUUCAUGGAAUUUUUUUUCUUCAAAAUAUUUAGCUAAUCAGAAAUCAUGUUCAAUGUGUCCUCCUUGCUUCGCAACGACUUUUUCCAAGCGUUGACACCACACGUUCAUGCUUCUGUCAAUGAAACGUUGCCCUAGAUUUUACGAGAUGUUCUCACUUUUAUUGGCCCACCCUGUAUAUCUGCAUAUUUUUAACUGCUUGGUUUCAGGUUAAUUUUUAUGACCAAAUGCCAAACAUUUUAUUUAUUUAAUUUUUUUUUUUUUUUAUGGGGGGGGGGGGGGGUGUUGUACCAUUUAGUUAAAUAAAUUCCGCUAAAACCGUUCGAUUAUCUAAAUAUAGGAGAGACGUACGCAAUCUGUUGCAAACCUUUCAAAGGCAUAUCCUAUUGCUACGGCUAAAAAAAAGAAGGGACCAAAAAUUAAAAAAAAUAAAAAUCCCCUUAUAUCUACAUGGUGUAAUUUACAGUCUUUUUCAAAUCGCUGUUAAAUCAGACUAAGAAAACCAUGCGUGUUUAAUUUUUGUUUUUUGUGUGUUCAUCAUGUGAUUAAAAACCACAUGGUAAAAACCAUGUCAAAGUUAGCAUAACACAAACUUAAUAUGAUUUCACCCCCCCCCCCACACACACACACACUUUUUUCCACAGAAAUCCAGCACAGACAUGUAUGCACGUCUACCCGGCAUGCUUUUGUUUGGCCUCGGUCUAUUCUCGGUCAUACGGUCAAGUAAGUCCACUCACCAUCGACGAAAUCAAUGAAAAAUGCCUUAUUAAUGAUCGGUGCAACCAUGUGCUAUUUUUGUUUAGUGAAGCCAAGAGGUUGUCAUAGUGCUAUUUAAGCGAAUCAGAGUAAAAGCACAAUGAAAUAAACAUUAUUCAAACUAAUUAAAAUAAUAAGUCAUCAUUUUGAAUAUUGCAACCGAUGAUGAAAUGAUCACAGCUGCGUCGUUUCUAGAUAUUUUGGGAAAAAUUGAAAACUACCAACCAUCCAUCCCUUAUACUACCCCCACCCCCACCCCGUCAUCCAGGCUAGAAGAAUUAAGGCAUUAAAUAUAAAAGAAAAUAGUAGGGCUAUUCAAAAUUUAAAAAAUCUUUUACAAUUUUCAAAUGUUCCCCUUUAUUUAAUUAUUGAUUCCUUCUUUGAGUUUGCUCAUUUUGUUGUUGUUGUUGUUGUCGACGUUUCAUAAAUAAUUUUUUUAAAAAUAAUUGUGUGUUGUGGGUGAGGUGAAGGGACCUACAGCUGACCUAUCCUACCCAAUACAAAAUUGUGUUUCACCUCUUGUUCCUGCGUACGGCGUCACCACCAAUGUCUAAACAUGUCAACAGCAUGUGAAUAUGUUGUACGGAGUAUUACAAUGGAGGAUUUGUUCACUCUACCAAGUGUUUUGUGUCAGUCAAUAACAUGGGAGCAUUGCUGUGCAAUGUAAAAUCAGAUUUAGAUAAAUAAAUGUAUUUUUAUAAAAACGCAUUUUAGCGUCGCUUGGUUAUCGGGGACAUUUAGAAAGAAUGCCAAAAUGAAAGGAGUGAAGAGGGUGGUAUACCAAGAGGGUGCACCACCAUUGUCGGCCAUUGACCAAAACCCCAACAGAGGAAAACGGCUCAAAGUAAGUCACAGGCGGACCUGGGCUGAAGUAGACAUACGAUGUAGGGGAAAAAGAUACAGCACACCUGUUUACCCUCAAACUCAAAUAUUUAAAAUCGUACAAUAUCAUCUCAAAAUCGUUCAAUACAUUAUAUGUUAUAUGGUAAAAAAAUAAAAAAGGUAUAUAAUAAUUUUAUUAAUAAUAUAUAAUGUCGGUAAAUUCAGAGAAAGCGGCCCGAGUCUAUUUCCAUGGCCACCAUCUUGGUUGCCUCGAUCCGCUCACUUUUACGUGUUCACGGGUCGAGGCAACCAAGAUGGCGGCCAUGGAAAAAUAAAAUAAUUCACGUUUGCUAAAAUUUGGAAGAAAUCGUGAGAGUAAACAGGUCUGAUACUGAUACAGCAGCUGGGAGUCCAAGCAUGGAAAAGAAAAGCAUCCAUUAGGUCUGAUUGGAAGGAAGUGGUGAGGCAGACACUAAAAUGGCUAAAAGUAAAAAGGGUUGUAAGUUGUAGCGCCACAAUUUUGAUGGAUUAAUAAUAAUAAUAAGUGGUCUUAUAUAGCGCGGUACCCCGGCCUAGGGCUGGGCUCACCGUGCUGUACAUAAAUAUAGCAAAGAGGCAUAAUCAUAAUAUUAAAAUAAAAUACAUAAAUGAAAUAAAAACAACAUAUAAGCAAAACAACACCAUAGGUAUAUUCAUCCACCCACACCAGACAUUUUUACAAGGAAACCCAUGUACGUUUAUCGGUUUAUAGGAGGAGAAUCAGUCAGAGUAGUAUAGUUUAAAUAGAUGUGUUUUGAGUGCAGUUUUAAAGGCCUGUGUGGUUGUUAUAUUGCGGAUGUGUAGUGGCAAAGAAUUCCAUUGUUUGGGGGCGCAGAAAGAGAAAGAUCGUUCACCAUAUAAUUUAGUGCGUGUCUUGGGAACGGACAGAAUACGCAAGUCUGCGGAGGAGCGAAGUUGUCGAAGGGGUGAAUAGACAGAAAGAAGUUCAGUUAGAUAGGAAGGGCAGGAAUCCGAGAAAAAGUUGUGACAGAGAAGAGACAGCUUGUAGUCAAUGCGUGCCUGUAUAGGGAGCCAAUGUAGUGAGUGGAGUAGUGGAGUGACGUGAUCGCGUUUUUUUGCCUUAAGAACAAGCCUAGCAGCAGAGUUUUGAACUUUCUGCAGUUUUUGAUUAUGAUUAUUAUAUUUUAUUAAGCCCUAUUAGUUAUAGUAUAUGAUAUAUGGCAUUUUAAAAUGGAUUUUAUGUUGAAACGUAGAGCUGCUCUAAAAUUAAAAUAAUUAGCCAUUGCGUUCAUAUCGCGAGGACUGCUUUGGACGAAAUAGUCUUAUAUUUUAGACCGAGAUUUGAAAGCCAUUAAUUAAUUACAUUAUGAUUGUUGUGACACAUUAGUGUGACCCUUUAUGUUCGAAUACACCAUCAGGAGUCACUGAAUGAGAAAAAACUUAAUGAAAUUAUAUUAGUUAAAAAAAUGUUCUUCAUUCAGUCAUUAAUAAAAUUGUUUGAGGCAUUAGCUUUAUUUUUAAAUUGGUUCUUAUCGUGUUGUGCAAGCUUGCUUGUCAGUUUCAAUUUACUGUUCAUAUUCACUUUACUGUCCAUAUUUAAUUCACCUCCAUAUUUAGUUUUUAUAUGAUUAUUAUUAUUGGUACAACAUUAAUGGUAUUUUUUGGUUCAAUUUGUAACUCUUUCAUGAAUAAAAUUAUUUCACAUCCGAAAUUAUAAAAUGAUUUUAAUUAAAUCGUUUUUUCACAGAAUAUGCAGAUCCUACCUUAAGGGACCUUCUCAGAAUCAAGUGUAAAGGUGGAAAACCCAACAUCUGUCUGCCCUACGGAAUAUGUUGUCGCCCAUCACAGUUUUGCUACAACGGUUUAUGCGAGACGUGUUUCGAUGCUACAGUAAGACAUCUCCCACGAGAAGAGAAAAGACAAUGGUGUAGAGACUAUGGCCAGCACAACGUUAGUUUGAUGCGGCACAGCACGUGUGGCAUGGCAUGUCAGUCGCUGUUUACAUCAAACGACCUGAGCACAAAGAUCAACGGUACAUCAUAAACUAUGUCAUAGAUUAAACCUGUUAGACUUUGGAUUUUGUUUUAUACCAUAGGUCCAUACAAGACGUUAAUUUUUAAAUUUAAAAAUGAUGCUGGACAAUCUAUCGGUCUGUAACAAUGGUGUAGCAAGGGUUAAUGUCAGAUUCAUACUGCUCCUUCCACGAAAAAACUAUAUACAGCAGUUAAAAUUAAAAAGUGCCACCCAGGGCAGAACCCCCCCCCCCUUUCUUUGUUACGUGACUGGUCUGGAGCCUAUUCGAUUUACAAUGCCUGCAAUGUAGGUCCAUACCGACAAGGGUUUUAGAUUUUGUUUUAUACCAUAGGUCCAUAAAAGACGUUAAUUUUUAAAUUUAAAAAUGAUGCUGGACAAUCUAGCGGUCUGUAACAAUGGUGUAGCAAGGGUUAAUGUCAGAUUCAUACUGCUCCUUCCACGAAAAAACUAUAUACAGCAGUUAAAAUUAAAAAGUGCCACCCAGGGCAGAACCCCCCCCCCCCUUUCUUUGUUACGUGACUGGUCUGGAGCCUAUUCGAUUUACAAUGCCUGCAAUGUAGGUCCAUACCGACAAGGGUUUUAAAUACUUAAGGUGUGUUUUUUUUCUGGAAAUAUUGAACUGGAUUGGCAUGCAGUAAGGUACCUAAUAUUGGGUGAAAAAGGAGGGGUGGAGGGGGGGAAAGCGCUUAGACGGCUUUUUAAAAAUUUUAAAUAUUAAAUUGUAUAAAUGAUAUGAGUGUGGUCAAUUUUAGAGUUUCCACCUGGAAGGAUUUAGUCAAACUCACCAUUGUUACCAUGAAAACUUCCAUACGUACUAUUUGGAUGGAUUUUUUACAAUCUUGUGGUAGUCCUGUUCAAGUUCAAGCUUGUGAUAUCAACCAUUUUAAAUUGUUAGCUGCAUAAUUCGAUAAAAUAUGUAAGGUUAUUUUUAAUAGAUUUUCACCGUCUUUUUUAUCGAUGCUGCUUGAAAGAGUCCUCAAAGUAAACCCUGUUAUUGUUUUGAUUAAUAAAAAAAAAAGAGAAAACAAUCAUUCAUUUAUUUAUUUUGAUUCCAGACACCAGCCUCCAGAUUUCACCAGUGAGAGAUCAUGAGGUGAACCAUGUUGUGUACUCCAACACAGGUGUCCUUGUUUUGGGAAUAGCAGGUACCGGUUUAAAAAAAAUAUAUUUCCUGUCAAAGAUUGGUCUGUACUGCUGUACUGUUUUUAGCUGAAAUAACUUUCUUUUGGUCUUGUGAAUGAAUUAAAAAAGGGUCAAAAGCUGCGUACAUCAAUAUUAAUGAUGCAGACUUUGACUAUGACUCUGAGAUGUGAAAUUCGGAAGCCAUCUGAAGCCCUUUUAAUUUUAUACAAGUUUUUAGUUGCUAAAUAAUACAAAAAAUAAUAGUCAACAACAAUAUUUUAACAAAUAAGCAUUUAGACAUUUUUAGCAUUUAGACAUCUUAAUAUUUAGACUCUUUGGCAUUUAGAGAUAUUGGAAUUCAGACAUAGAGACUUGUUAUACACUUUGGCAUUUAGACAUUCAGGCCAUAUUUUUCCCAGCCCCUAAAUUAGAGAAGUUUAUGUUAAGAAAAACAUCCUGCCAGACCAAAUGAGGAAAGAAGCACAAUCUGGUAUAUAUUUUAAAAAUUGAGAGCCCACCAUUAGCGAUAAAACUGUUAUAGAUAAACCAUUUUAACACAAAGUAAAAAAUAAAUGUUAUAUUUUCCCAGAAACUUUUUGUUAUUAAGCAUUAACGUCUGUGAACACUUGCUUCAAACCCUUGUUGUUCCCUACAUUUGCUAAAUAAAAUGCAUAUCUAUAUCUUUAAAAAUAAUUUUUUUUUAAAUCUGUGACACUACCACUGUAUAUAAAAUGAUUGCUGUGAACCUUCAAAUAUUUCACAACUGUUUAACUUUGGCACUAUCAGUUGGUAAUGAAUUACAUUUUAGUUUAAAUUGUUAUCUGCAAAGAUACGUUUAUGUCUUUCAAUAUUUCAUUAAACACGAGAUAUCCCAUAAUUUCAGUGACAUUACAGUCUUUUGUGAUUGCCGGCCUCAUUUUGGUUUUUUUUAAAAACUUUGGCAGGAAAUCAAUACAUAAAGGUAGGUUUAUAAAAAAAAAGUUCAUUAAUUCAAAAAUAUUUAUAGGUGCAGCAUCAUAAAAUAAGAUAAGAUAAGGUAUUUUUAUUGAUCCAAAUAAAUGGAAAUUUGUUUUUUUUACAUUCAUCGUACAUAUUUCCCUCAGCCCUUGAAAUGGUUGUUUAUAUUUUCCGUUGUUCCUGUAGCGAGACACUCGCCGUGUAAGUGUGCAGUAUGAAUAACUCUUGAGUUCUUGAGUGAGAUUUUUAUUUGAACGAGGUUUUCUUCUCCAAGAUGACGUGAACGCCUUUUGUUUGUAUUCGAUUUGUCUUUAAAUAGUUGGUUUGAACUUGCCAUUUGUUUACAAGAUGGCGUCUCAAUAGUUUCCAAUAUGGCGGCUAUGGAUGGGUCUUGGUGUAUGGCAACAACGUCCAAAAAAUCAUCGCGGUAAAAAACACAAGAUAAUCAGUCAACGGAGAUAAAACACACCUUGAUUCCACAAGAAAACGUUGUAAAAACCUUUAAACUAUUACGAAAGCUGGAAAAAAAUGCACAGAUGAAUUUGAGUCGCCUGCAGAGCGGCGCCUGUAAGUAAAGGAGUGCAGAGGAAGGCGUUUUGUCACAAUUGGCACUUUUUUUUAAUUGGAGGAGUGGCGUUUUCAGCUAUUUUCAUGGAAGGUGGUGGGGGGGAAUCUUGGCCUCCUCCAUGGCACUAAUCCCAGCUAUGUUGCUGAUUAGAUAAAAUUUAUAUGGCUAAGAUUAGAUGUGCAAUGAUUUAAUUUGUUAUUUGUGUGUAGCAUGUGUAGAGAAAUUGGUGAGUGGCUUCUCUCUUAAAUGGCAUUGCUAAUCUUGUGUAUUAAUUUCGUUCUUUGUACUGUUUGAAAUAUCAAAAGUUUUCCCAUGGUGUGUGGGGGAAAAGUUAUAUCACCUCUUACUGAUGUCCUUUUUCAAGGCAGACAAUCGUAACAGCAUUUCACUAUUUUUUCCAAAUUUAAUAUAUAAUGUUAUAAUUUUAGUGUUUAAAAAAAGAUUUUCUGAUAUAAUUCAUCAGCACCCCCUUGAAUAGUCACAGCACCACAACUCCUAAAUUUACAUAGUAUUUACUGCCCCCUGGGACAUCCCAUCCCCUGAGGCCGGUACCACCCACUUUGAGAACAACUGUUCUAUAGAAUGCUACAUUAUAAUAUUUAAGUGGGAGACCAAUAUUUUUUUAAAAUUUCUGUUGGAAAAAAACAAAACUUUUCAUACAUUUUUCUCCAAGAUGCCAGGAGUUUACUACUUAAUGAACUCUGGUGUAAAUUAAAUAAUCCAUUAACUUUGAUAAAAAUUAAUUAAAUAUUUUUACCCAAUGUCACAUCAUAAGAGAAUGCAAACUUGGCUUUGUCUAUUGAUUCAGUGAAGUCGAUACAGUCUGGUUAUUAUUAUUGAGAAAUAUUUGUGAAAGAAAAAUGUCUUAUUUCUAAACUAAGUGAGACAGUUACUUGCUGUUCAAAUAAGACUCCUGCUUUUUGUUUUUUUAACCCAGUUUACCCUGCGAUUGAGGAAGAGCAAGAUGGCCGCCAUAAAUACAGUAUCCGGAGAAAACAGCAAGUGGAUGAAGAGAGGAAAGGCAUGAGUAAACGGGAAAUAGUGCCGUUGGUUGAUAAUACACUCGAACCUAAUGACAUUUCUCUUGCUGGACAGGAGACAACAGUCUCCCCUGUUACAGAAAACCUAAACCCUAAUUUGUCUACAGAUGUUUUUACUUCAGAAACUAGAUUGUGACGAGGAUGGGGAGGGGGGGGGCAAGGUGCAUUCGAAUAUAACCAUUAUUUGUAUUUGUUUUUAUCUGUUGCAAGGAAAGUGAAUGUAGAAUUUUUGCGAACUUUUAUUUUAAACGGACAAUAAGUUGUUGUUUUUUUCCCCCCUUCAGUAAUGUGAUAAACCUCCCCACUACCCAUUUCAUUUUUGUUUUUUUUAAAUUGGAAAUUGAAAAAAAAAAUUCUCUGACCUAAUAAUUCUGUCCAUAUUUUUGUCAGUAGAGUUCAUACAUACAUAGUCAAAUUUAAUUUUAAGUUUUUAUUUAGAUGUGAUGUUUUAAAAGUAUAACUUUAACCAGCCUUAAGUUUCAGCUGCCUCAUUUAUUAGAUUGUUCAACUGUAUGCCUUCUCAUAGUAACUGUACUUAGCAUCCUGUAAGUCUGAUUUAUAUGAAUUUUGUUAUAAUGUUAUAUAAUUGUUCUAAUAUAUUUGUUUUUUUAUUAAAAUUAUAUCUAAUUUAUUUGAUUUUGUUUAAAAAUGAUGUCUGAUUGAUUUGAUUUUUGUUGUGUGGAAAUAAAUUAAACGUUCCCUUAUAAAAUA